Molecule: messenger RNA, 1263 nt
Organism: Zasmidium cellare ATCC 36951
Lineage: Eukaryota; Fungi; Ascomycota; Dothideomycetes; Mycosphaerellales; Mycosphaerellaceae
Exons: 1
Coding region: 1-1263 (420 amino acids)
Source: RefSeq, a predicted model, not a curated record
AUGACGCGAACCCUCUUGGUGGCGCUCGCUAGCGCAUCAAUCGUCUUUGCCUACUGGGAUACGCCAACAGGAGAGUAUCGCCCGUUCGGGCCUGGUUACAGUCGAGGCGCAUACCCUCAAGACUAUGGGGUGACGGGACCGCCUAUACAGGGAGUGCACGACUCGCAGCAAGCGCCGACAGGUCUAGCUGUAGACCUGGAGCACAACAUUUACCUCACCUAUCCUCGCAACACUGGCCAGACACCUAGCAACGUCGUGAUAUGCACAUCCUUCAAUGGCGAGAAGCCGUGGCCCAGUGCCGACAUCCAGAACUGUACGCAAGGUCAAGAUCCAUCACAAUGCUUCAUCAAUGUUCAGAACGUGGUGCUGGACUCCAUCGGUCAGCUUUGGGUUGUCGACAGUGGUAUCCCUUACUACGCCACACCAGGGAGCGACGCUAUUAAUGGAGGAGCUAAGAUCAUGUCUUUCAACCAAACUGGCGAACACCUUCGGACGUAUGUCAUACCACAAGAUCUGUUGGCUCACGGCAUGAAUGCGAAUGAUGUACGGAUCAACAACACGCUUGGAACGAAUGGGUGGGCAUUUAUUACUGAUGAAUCUACAAACUCUUCAGUCCUGGCUGUCAACUUAGACGAUGGCAGUGCAGUGAGGCGCCUUUUCAACACGUCUGUGGUUAGAGCAGAUCCUGGCUACGUCGGUUCCUACGACAGCGAACUCAUCUACUGCUGGAACAAAACAGAGAAAGGCUACUGUACCACAGGAGCGGAUGGCAUCGCUCUCGCUAGUGGACAAGUCUUCUGGGGUGUCUUGGCAUCGAGAAGAUUCUACUACCUCUCCCAAGAAACCCUCAUCGAUAGCAGCCUGACCGAUGAACAAGUCCUCGCCGCCGUUCAAGAUCCUGGACAAUGCGGUUCGGAGCAAGCUGGAUUCACGGCGGACGAUCGCGGCAGAGUGUACAUUUUCGCAAGCGAGCAAAACGCCAUCUACUACGUCGACACUUUACAAUCGGAACUUGAGAUGCCAGUCGAUGAUGUAAAGCCUGGAGGGUCGGGACUCAUCCCGGCGAAAGAUUAUGUGGUAAAGACGUUGGUGCGCAACGCUAUGAUUCAGCAUGCUGAUUCGGGCGCGAUUUUGGAUGGCUGGCUUUACUUCUGCACGAACCAACUGGAGUUGAGUCCGGGCAGGCAAUACAACAACACUGAUGCCAGGAGAGGUCCGUUCAGGAGCUUUCGUGUGUGGGUAGGGCGAGGGCCGGCGGUGUAA